This is a messenger RNA of Didymodactylos carnosus, 3357 nucleotides long. The record is from the annotation of a GenBank genome assembly. NCBI's taxonomy places the organism in Eukaryota, Metazoa, Rotifera, Eurotatoria, Philodinida, Philodinidae.
AUGGAUGAAUCGUUAUCUAGGUCAUUUGAUUUCGAAGAUUGUGAAAAUCGGGUUCUUGUGAAGCUGUACGCAAGUGAUCAGCUAGAACUCAAAGAUAUCGAUUUUGAAAUUGACUCAGAUGUAUUAGGCGUGUCAACGCCAACUAGUGAAAAAUGGUAUUUUCAACUAUUCGGUCAUAUUUAUCCGGAUAAAACAGAAAUUAAUACGGAUAAAAAUAACACACAAACAUCAAUCUCGAUCACUCUUUACAAACAACAACCGCGUGUCGUUUGGCAUACUCUUCACAGUCUCAGUUCAAUACCCAUCACUCCACAACGUCAUUCUGUUCAUACGGGCAUUUCUUCUGACCGUCAUUAUGAUACAUCUUCAACAGAAACAGCCACAACAACAGUAACAAAUUCCACUUUUCUAUUAAACGAUCACAAUUCAGAACAACUAGAUGCAACCACUCAUUUUCACGAAUUACAAUUUAAAAAAAUGGAAUCCGAAAUAUCUGGAGAAACAGAUGCAACAAUAACCACAAACUUUCAUAUUAAAAAAGUUGAAAUUUUAUCAGUACGUUUUACCGAAACAAAUUUUAUUGUAAAUUUUCAAUCCUGUGAUGAACAGUUUCUUCAAUUUCAUUCGUCUACUACAAAUUUUCUAAAUCCACAAACUAAAUUUAAAUUACUCGUUCGUGUGAAAGAACGUAUUAUACCCGAACAGUGUACAUGGAAAUUGACAUUGACAUCGAUUGAAAUUAAAUUAGUAAAAGAAAAUUUAGGAAGAUGGCAAAAACUAAUAGCUUCAGAAUACGAUGAACAAACAACAAAAUCUCAAUUCCCCACAUUUUUAUCAACUCAACCAUUUACAAUGUCCACUCCACCUUCACUAUCUUCAUCCACAACAACAACAGUUACGCCGUCAAAAGUAUCCAUUGCCUUACCUGCACCAGCACUACGGGCAUCAACAACGAAUGAAUUCAAAUCAUUGUAUAGUACUGGACGUGAUACAAGUCUACGAACAACAGCGUCGGCUGAAGGCUAUACAGGCAUUUAUAACCCAGCUAAUUCAUGUUUCAUGAAUGCUGCUAUACAAUGUUUAGCGAAUACAAGAGAAUUACGAGAUUAUUUUCAACGAUGUUAUUAUCCAUUGGAAAUAAAUAAAACAAAUCCUUUGGGUAUGAAAGGUGCAAUGGUCGAAGAAUUUGGUGUGUUAAUGGAUAAUCUAUGGAGUGGAAAAUAUAAUUAUACAAGUGCAAAUAAAUUAAGAAAUCUAGUCGCACAACGUCAUCAAGAAUUUGUUAGUAAUGGUCAACAUGAUGCCCAAGAAUUACUCACAAUUUUACUUGAUGCUCUACACGAAGAUUUGAAUCGUGUAAAAAUUAAACCAAAUGUUCCAGCUGUUGAAGAUCAAGGGAGACCUGAUUCUGUUAUUGCCGAUGAAUAUUGGCAAGGUUAUUUAAGUCGUAAUGAUUCAAUAAUCGUACAGUUAUUCACUGGACAAUUUAAAUCAAAAACCAAAUGUCCACAAUGUAACAAAGAAUCUGUUACAUUCGAUCCAUUCACAUCACUAUCAGUACCAUUACCAAAACGAACAGCAGUCGAUACAAUCGUCACAUAUAGAACAGAAGGAAAACAACCAAUUAAAUAUCGUAUCCUCAUGUCAUACGAUGGCUUAAUUCAUGAACUUAAAAGUAUAUUGUCAUUAAAAUGUGGUUUGCAUCCAACUAAGAUGUGUGCCUAUCGACUUCGGAAUAAUAAUCGUCUAGUUGAUUAUUUGAAAGAUGACGAUCGUGUGUCGGUAAAUAAUUUUUCAUGGAACACAAAUGAUAUCAUCUAUAUUACUGAAGCAUUAACAAGUGAAGAAUGUAAUAAUGAAAAAAUUGUUCGUUUAACAUUUUAUCCACGUGUAUUUAAAUCAAAUGAUUUCAUAUUACCGUGUGCAUUUUGUCAAAUGCAAUUAAAUCCACAUAUUAAACCAAAAUGUUGUACAGGAUGUUAUGCAAAAUUCUAUUGUGAUGAUUUUCAUCAAUUGGAUUGUUUCGAUUAUGUUGGUCAACCAUUUAUUGUUACUCUACCAAAAUCAAAAUUAACAUAUGAAAAUGUGGUCGACGAAAUUAAUUUUUAUUCAAAAUAUUAUCUUGAUAUUACUGUACAAAAUGGAAAUGGAAAUUUUGAGCAAAAUAACAGUGAUCUGGAAAUUGAUGACGACGAGGAAGAUGUUGAAAACUUUAAUGAUAUUGAAAAUACCGAUUGGCCUACAUUAAAGUCAACGUUAACAAGUCAAGAUUCAUGGAGUAUUUGUCGUAUAGGCGAUUAUUUAGCUACACAACAACAAUGUCAAAAGAAAAAACGUCGACAUAAUUAUCAAACAAGUAAUGGAAAAGAAAAAAUUCAGAAAAAAACAAAUCAUAAUUCGGGUAGAAUGAUGAUAGAUGAAAUAGAUGAUGAUGAUGAAGGUUAUGAUAUACUGGAUGAUAUGCUCAAUAAACCACUGUAUCGUUUAUCACCACAAAAUACUAGUCUAUCAAUUAAACCCAUUGUUGAAGCAGAUUGGUAUACUGAUAACAGUCCUGACUCACCAUUAAAAGUAUUAUCUUCAAAACAUCUAGAUGGAGUCAAUAAUCUUAUUGAAGAUCAUAGUUUACAAGAAACAGUUAGUGGAGAUCAAGAUAUAACAUUACAACAAUGUUUAUCAAUGUUUAUUGAACCGGAAGUUUUGGGUGUAGAUGAUAAAUGGUAUUGUCCACAUUGUAAAGAGUUUAUACAAGCAAUAAAACAAAUGUCUGUUUGGAGACUACCACCAAUAUUAAUUAUACAUUUAAAACGUUUCAAAUAUUAUCAUGGCACAUUUGGUUAUAUGUCAGAUACAAGAGCAAAAAUAGACACAAAUGUUAAAUGUCCUGUUAGGACCCAAAGAGAUUUGAAUAUGGCUCCCUAUUGUUCGUCAACAGAUAUGAAUGAUCAAAAUAUCACAAGAUCACGUUAUGAUCUAUUUGCAAUGGUAAAUCAUCGAGGAACAGCAUGGUUUGGACAUUAUACAGCCUAUGCAAGAUUACUGGCAUCAAAUGAUUCAGCCAAAACAGAAAUAGGCUGGAGAAAUUUUGAUGAUGAACAAGUAUCAACAUUACCUGAAAAUAAAGAUUUAGUUCGUUCUGAUGCUUAUGUACUAUUUUAUCGGCAUCGUUAUCAAACAGUCACCUAUCCUCAAUUUUUAGAACAACAACAAAAUUCCGUAGUUAUUGACUCUACUGCUCCACUUCAAUCACAUUUAUCAUUGAAUCAUAAUGGUAAAAACCAUUUUUUCGAUGACCAUGCGUCAACACAGAGGACAAAAGAUGCUAGUAUGACAGAUAUUGACGAUUUAAUCAAAUGA